AUGGCACCAUUACGAGUGCCUACAGACUUUUUCACGGAUGAUGUGACUGAUUUUUUGAACUAUUCGACGCAGCAUCCGGGUAUCGAAUCGCCUAGACAUCACCUGCGUCACAGAAAUCAUUCUCGGGACCAUUCGAGAAAUCACAAUGUUGUCGAUAUGCUAUCCAAUUCGAUAAUGGAGGUGAUAAAUACUAAAUUUGUUCCGGACAAUAGCGUCCUGCCGGACAUGGAGCCGUUGUCUACGCACAUGGACGGUCAGGAGCGACAUCCUUUGAGGAUGAAUAUAACGAUGAAUCGUUCCGAUUUCGGUGUGAUAAGCGAGGAGUUGCUGUACCGGCACACCGGGGCGAUGACGGCGGUGUAUUGCGUGGCCUACCUGCUGGUAUUCGUUGUGGGCCUGGUGGGGAACUGCUUCGUGAUAGCGGUAGUAUACCGCUCGCCAAGGAUGAGGACCGUCACCAACUUCUUCAUCGUGAACCUCGCGGUUGCUGAUAUCCUGGUGAUCGUGUUUUGUUUGCCGGCUACUUUGAUGUCCAAUAUAUUUGUCCCGUGGGUGCUGGGCUGGCUGAUGUGUAAGACAGUGCCGUACGUGCAGGGUCUGUCUGUCGCCGCCUCCGUCUACAGCCUAGUCGCCGUCUCACUUGACAGAUUCCUCGCCAUCUGGUGGCCACUCAAAUGUCAAAUAACGAAGCGGCGCGCGCGCAUGAUGAUCGUGUUCAUCUGGAUCUUUGCAAUCUCCGUCACCACUCCCUGGGUGUUCUUCUUCGACCUGGUGGUGGUGUUCGAGGACAGCCCACACGUCCGCCUCUGUCUUGACGUGUGGCCCAACCCCUUGAGCGAGAUACUGUACUUUGUCAUCGGAAACCUCAUCUUCUGUUACAUUCUGCCGAUGGUACUCAUCACUAUGUGCUAUAUUCUUAUCUGGAUCAAGGUGUGGAGACGCGCCAUCCCCACCGAUACACAGGACGCCCAGAUGGAGAGAAUGCAACAAAAGUCCAAAGUGAAAGUUGUUAAGAUGCUCGUUGCCGUAGUCAUACUGUUUGUGCUCUCCUGGUUCCCCCUGUAUCUGAUAUUCGCAAGGAUAAAGCUGGGUGGGCCUGUCCAGAAGUGGGAGGAAGACAUAUUUCCAGUGGUAACGCCCCUAGCGCAGUGGCUCGGUGCCUCUAACUCAUGCAUCAAUCCUAUACUGUACGCGUUUUUCAACAAGAAGUACAGGAAGGGAUUCGUCGCCAUCAUUAAGAGUAGAAAGUGUUGCGGGAGACUGCGGUAUUACGAGACCAUUGCGCUUCAGUCCUCGAGCACUUCGACCAGGAAAUCAUGGCACUACAAUAACAACAACCACGCGUCGAUCACGCGUCGGUCACCGCCCGUCGAUAAAAACGCCGUGUCCUUUAUCUUUAACCACACCGGAGUUUAACUCUUCAACGGAGACUGGACUUGGUUACAAAAGUGCCGCUGGAGCCCGAGAGAUGUCGCUCUUCGGGGAGGUCGGGGCGUGUGUGUCAUAUCGACAUGCUUGUGAGAUAUCCAGUACAUUUGCGUUGGCAAGUUAUGGUACAAGAACCAAAUUCUCGACCAUCGUGAAAAUCAAUAAUAUUAAUAUACCUAUUUAUUAUUGUAUUCGAUAGUUUUUACUACUGUUAAGGUUAACUUUUUUACAUGUAACAUUUGGAGAUGUGUAAAAUAAAUUUAUUUUUACAUUGAAAUGCCGCAGUCGCUAAACGCACAGACAGCACAAAUAA
Messenger RNA from Papilio polytes (common Mormon), 1741 nucleotides. It is a transcript of the gene BomSIFR, whose product is annotated as neuropeptide FF receptor 2-like. Gene Ontology annotation, biological process: G protein-coupled receptor signaling pathway. The annotation marks the transcript as partial. Gene Ontology annotation, cellular component: membrane. Lineage: Eukaryota; Metazoa; Arthropoda; Insecta; Lepidoptera; Papilionidae. The transcript has 3 exons. Gene Ontology annotation, molecular function: peptide binding; neuropeptide Y receptor activity. The record is from RefSeq and is a predicted model, not a curated record.